Molecule: messenger RNA, 453 nt
Organism: Candidula unifasciata
Lineage: Eukaryota; Metazoa; Mollusca; Gastropoda; Stylommatophora; Geomitridae
Source: the annotation of a GenBank genome assembly
AUGCCGCCAAGACGAGGAAAGCCCCAGCAACAAGAGCAGGUUGUCCUGGGACCACAAGCCAAAGAAGGAGAAUACGUGUUUGGCGUUGCUCACAUUUUUGCCAGUUUCAACGACACGUUCGUACACGUGACGGACUUGUCAGGAAAGGAGACCAUCACCCGUGUGACUGGUGGCAUGAAGGUGAAGGCUGACCGUGACGAGGCCUCCCCUUAUGCGGCCAUGUUGGCUGCCCAGGAUGUAGCUGAGCGAUGCAAAGCUUUAGGCAUCACAGCUCUGCACAUCAAAUUGAGAGCUACCGGAGGCAACAGGACCAAGACUCCAGGUCCAGGUGCUCAGUCUGCAUUGAGAGCUUUGGCCCGGUCAGGCAUGAAGAUUGGACGCAUUGAGGAUGUGACCCCAAUUCCUUCAGACAGUACACGAAGGAAGGGAGGCCGCAGAGGUCGGCGUCUGUAG